UGUAAAAACCAAACUUCAUAGGAAGUUAUUUAUAAUUACAAAAUGAUAACAUGUUUGAAUGCAAGCUAUUAUUUAAAAAGAGAGAAAAGAUAGUGAAAAAAGGAAAGACAAACUCAGGCUGGGGGAGGAGAGAUGUCAAGAAGCUUGAAAGGUAAAGGAAGUGGGCUGAGCCAAACCUUUCAAGCCUCAGGGUGGGAGGUUCCACGCCCGGCAUCCUCAGCUUCUUUGCUUACAUAGCCCUCGGGGACUCCCUUCCAGGACUUCUUAGAGUAGGGGAGGCCCGAGGGGAAGCCGCAGCUAGUGUAGUGUUCCACGCCCCGACUCUGGGUGGGGGAAGGGCUGGAGAGGCGGGGUCUCCGGAAUUAGGCGGGGCUGAGCCCUCUCCCCUAGGGCGGGGCUCCUCGAUAGACUACUGAGUCUGGGGGACAAGCUUCCCCCUUCCCCCCACCCCACCCCCCCGGCUCCUCCGGCAGGCCCCUCCUCCUGCCUCGGCUGCCACCGCCAACGCUAAACCGAGCCUCUUGACUGCAGAGGCAGCGGGAGCAGGGAGCUCCCAGUGCAGCCAGCUGAGCCUGCAGCCGGGCCCGGCCUCUUGUAGCUCAUUGUCCCAGCACCGAGGACAGCGCUGCUCCUCCUCGGCCCAAAGCUUUAUAAACCACGUCGCAACACACGGCCCCCCCUGCCCGCUUAGGGCCCUGGCCCCGCAGCUCCUCGUUCAGCACCGAGGACAGCGCCUCCCACCCCACCCCGCUGCUCCCACCGCCGCCUCCGAGCAGCCCGCCCGCGCUCGGUCUGAACAUGGCCACCGAGAAACCAUGUUUGCUGAUUGAAUUCGUUGUGUCUCUGGAGGGUCACAAUCUGCAGGAGCUCCGGCGCAGUGCCUCAUUGGCCACCAAAGUCUUUGUCCAGCGAGAUUACAGCGAUGGGACCAUUUGCCAGUUCCAGACCAAAUUCCCCCCUGAACUGGACAGCCGGAUUGAGCGGCAGCUGUUCGAGGAAACUGUGAAGACGCUCAACAACUUUUAUGCUGAGGCUGAGAAGAUUGGGGGGAGCUCCUAUUUAGAGGGUUGUCUGGCCUGUGCUACGGCGUACUUUAUCUUCCUCUGCAUGGAGACUCAUUAUGAGAAGGUCCUUAAGAAGAUUUCCCGAUACAUCCAAGAACAGAAUGAGAAGAUAUUUGCUCCUCGAGGCCUCCUUCUCACUGAUCCUGUAGAACGGGGAAUGAGGGUUAUCGAGAUCUCCAUCUACGAGGACCGCUGCAGCAGCGGCAGCGCCAGCAGCGGGAGCUCCAGCAGCAGCGGCAGCAGCAGCGGAGGGGGCGGGGGGGCCGGGGGCCGGUGACUGGCCGAGAGUCCCUGCAGGGAGCUGUACUGCCGGGACGAGGGCCUCUCCGAUCUGCGCAGGCUGCGCUACCAGAGCACUCGCUU
Molecule: messenger RNA, 1427 nt
Organism: Antechinus flavipes (yellow-footed antechinus)
Lineage: Eukaryota; Metazoa; Chordata; Mammalia; Dasyuromorphia; Dasyuridae
Gene: GOLGA7B
Product: golgin A7 family member B
Exons: 5
Coding region: 799-1341 (180 amino acids)
Biological process (GO): protein targeting to membrane; peptidyl-L-cysteine S-palmitoylation
Cellular component (GO): palmitoyltransferase complex
Source: RefSeq, a predicted model, not a curated record